This is a messenger RNA of Candoia aspera, 1222 nucleotides long. It is a transcript of the gene NMRK1, whose product is annotated as nicotinamide riboside kinase 1. Lineage: Eukaryota; Metazoa; Chordata; Lepidosauria; Squamata; Candoiidae. The transcript has 9 exons. The coding region runs from base 169 to 786 and encodes 205 amino acids. The record is from RefSeq and is a predicted model, not a curated record. Gene Ontology annotation, cellular component: cytoplasm. Gene Ontology annotation, molecular function: ribosylnicotinamide kinase activity.
UCCCCUUUUCGGUGCUACGGAGGUAACAGUCACUAACGGGGUGAUAGGGGAGGAGCCUGGAGGCGGGACCUCUCUGUCUGCGUGCUGGUUGCAGCCUUCGCUUUGCUUUCCUGAGGUGCUGGCUCGCGUGCUUCGCUCAGAAAACGAAAAAAGUGUUGUAAAGGAACAAUGAAAAGGUUGGUCAUUGGACUUGGAGGGGUAACAAAUGGAGGCAAAACAACUCUGGCAAGAAAGCUGAAGAAACUGCUUCCCAGUUGCACUAUAAUUUCUCAAGAUGACUUUUUUAAGCCAGAAUCUGAAGUGGCCAUAGAUGAUCGUGGAUUUCUGCAGUAUGAUGUACUUGAUGCCUUGUACAUGGAGACAAUGGUGGCAAGCAUACAUUCUUGGAAGACAAAACCAGAAGACUCUGCAUUGCCAAGACCACCCAAUAAUACACAUGAUGAUCAGACAGGAGCAAAAGAUACUCGUGUCUUAAUUAUUGAAGGUUUCCUUCUGUAUAACUACAAGCCCCUUAGCAGUAUAUGGGAUAAAAAAUAUUUCUUAACUAUUCCUUAUGAAGAGUGUAAAAGGCGAAGAAGCAACAGAAUAUACAGUCCACCAGAUCCACCUGGUUACUUUGAUGGACAUGUGUGGCCCAUGUAUCAGAAACACAAGAGAGAAAUGGAAGAAAAUGAAACGAGCAUCGUUUAUUUAGAUGGAACAAAAUCACAGGAAGACCUCUGUUCAAGGAUAUAUAAUGAUAUAAUGAAGGAAUUGGAAAAGACAAUUGCUUCCGACUCUUCGUGAUUUCAUGGACCAGCCCAUGCCAGAGCUUCCUGUCGGUCAUCAACAACCCCAGCUCCCCCAGGGACGAGUCUGUCACCUCUAGAAUAUCAUCCAUCCAUCUUGCCCUUGGUCGGCCCCUCUUCCUUAUGCCUUCCCCUUUCCCUAGCAUCCUGGAGGAUGGACUGGUUUGAUCUUCUUGCAGUCCAAGGCACUCUCAGAAUUUUCCUCCAACACCACAGUUCAAAAGCAUCGAUCUUCCUUCUCUCAGCCUUCCUUAUGGUUCAGCUCUCGCAGCCAUGUUACUACGGGGAAUACCAUUGCUUUAACUAUGCGGACCUUUUUUGUUAGUGUGAUGUCUCUGCUCUUAAUAUUGGUUGUGGUUCAGAACCAAUUCAGUUGCUGGAAUUCCUGUAACCUCAUUCUUUUCUUCUUAAUAAAUCUUGUCAAAAACACUCUG